CAGUCUGUUUUUCGACCGCACCCACUCGCCCACCUCAUCUCACCGUUAAAUUAGUUGGUUAGCGACAUCCACCACACCACAACACGCAACACAACAUUGAAAACACGACAAAGGCAUUUUUGCACACUCUACCAGAACUGAAAUCACGCACGUUACCUUCCCAAAUGGCAAAAGUGUCAGCUCUCCUCUCAACUUUCGGUAUCAUGCUGUUGUGGCCUUUUGUCCUGACAAAGAGCAUGUCAUCGAUACUUCACGCGACUCACGCUGACUCCUCCGUGUCUGCAGGCCAUGGAGAAGAGCGCUCCCAUGUGGUGAAACGCUCCACCCAGAACUGUGACUCCUCUUAUGCCAACUACUGCAUGAACGGAGGUCAGUGUAUGCUGCUGGUGGAUGUCAAGGAGCACCAUUGCAAGUGUCACAGCGGUUUCUACGGCCCCCGCUGUAGUAACCUUGAGCUGGUCUUCAAGCCAGUAGGAGAGGGGCAGCCACGCUUCAACUCUUUAAAAGAUUUCUGUACAAGAAAAAUAAAUGCAAUCCCAAACAGAAGCGACAUGGCUAUAAAGGAGUGCAGACAGCGUAGCGUUUCCACGCUGGAAAUGACGACAUGA
Molecule: messenger RNA, 608 nt
Organism: Hippocampus comes (tiger tail seahorse)
Lineage: Eukaryota; Metazoa; Chordata; Actinopteri; Syngnathiformes; Syngnathidae
Product: proepiregulin-like
Exons: 5
Coding region: 165-608 (147 amino acids)
Biological process (GO): positive regulation of cell population proliferation; positive regulation of mitotic nuclear division; epidermal growth factor receptor signaling pathway
Molecular function (GO): growth factor activity; epidermal growth factor receptor binding
Source: RefSeq, a predicted model, not a curated record